Zymoseptoria tritici IPO323 is the source of this 534-nucleotide messenger RNA. RefSeq names its product secreted small alanine-rich-protein. The transcript is spliced from 2 exons. The record is from RefSeq and is a predicted model, not a curated record. The coding region runs from base 1 to 534 and encodes 177 amino acids. NCBI's taxonomy places the organism in Eukaryota, Fungi, Ascomycota, Dothideomycetes, Mycosphaerellales, Mycosphaerellaceae.
AUGGCACCAAUCUUCAACCUCCUCUCGAUCGCCAUCCUCGCCACGACAGUCUCAGCCAAACGCCGCCCCAAGCUGCCCAAGAACGGCAACAACAACGGCGAGUCGUCCACGGCCGCCGCCGUCACCGGCUGUCCUUCCAGUGGAACCUCAACAACCUAUCUCGACAAUGUGUACUGCUGUCCAGGUCAAUUCUACGGCCUAGCAGCCUUCGCCUACUGCGGCAUCUCCUGCUCGACCUCAGUUGCGGCUGCAACACCAGCCCCCAUCCCCGUUCAGGAGUUGCAAUCGAUGUUGACGAACGCGCUCGAUACUCCCGGUAUUCCGACGUUGAAUCCCAUACUUCCCGUUGGUGGCUGUGCGACUACGGUUUCGCUGAGGGAUGACGACUAUCGGGCGAAAGUCGCCGCUGCGACGGGAGGAUCGAGUGCGGCGCAGAAUACGGUCAUGGCCGGCGCGGCCCCGGCAGCGAUGGCCACGCCGGGCCUUGCGCUGGGAGCGGUGGUAGCUGUCGGGGCCCUGUUGCUUGCUGUGUAG